Molecule: messenger RNA, 1216 nt
Organism: Mauremys mutica (yellowpond turtle)
Lineage: Eukaryota; Metazoa; Chordata; Testudines; Geoemydidae
Gene: RNF182
Product: ring finger protein 182
Exons: 2
Coding region: 366-1103 (245 amino acids)
Source: RefSeq, a predicted model, not a curated record
GCGACAGCACUGAUCCAGGGCUCCAGAGUAGUAACAAAGCCUGUUCCCUGCUCUCAUACACUCGCUGCCGCUGAGGCUGAGGGAGGACGCGUCUCCUGAAGAAACCUUGUCUGCAGCACUGAAAACAGAAACUCCACAUUGUCUUGUUUACAUGGAUACAUGGCACAGAGUGAAGGCCACACAGUACAAAGUCAUUGACAGAAGAUGAAAAUGAAUGAAGAUUACUGGUACUUGUGACGUCUUCCUCUCUUAUUUUCCUGACUGAUAUGGGUGAUGUGAUAAUCUGAGGGGCACCCUAAUAGCAUCCUUAGUGAAGCAUUUAUUUUUGACUCCCAUCAUCACACGUCUACAAACCAUUAGAAGAAAUGAUCGGUCAACUACCAGAGGAUACUGUGGAGUCCCAGGGCUCAGAUGAGCUUGAGUGCAAGAUCUGUUACAAUCGCUAUAAUCAGAGACAGAGGAAACCAAAAGUGCUGGAGUGUUGUCACAGAGUAUGUGCCAAAUGCCUUUGCAAGAUCAUAGACUUUGGGGACUCUCCUCAGGGAGUCAUAGUGUGCCCAUUCUGUAGGUUUGAGACAUGCCUGCCUGAUGAUGAGGUUAGUAGUCUUCCUGAUGACAACAACAUCCUUGUGAAUUUGGCUUGUGGGGGAAAGGGGAAGAAGUGCCUACCAGAUAAUCCUACAGAACUGUUGCUAACUCCCAAAAGGCUGGCGUCUCUUGUUAGCCCUUCUCACGCUUCCUCCAACUGCCUGGUUAUAACCAUCAUGGAAGUGCAGAGAGAAAGCCCACAGACUCUGAACUCCACCCCGGUGGUGGAAUUCUACAGGCCCACGAGUUUUGACUCUGUUGCAACUGUAUCCCACAACUGGACAGUGUGGAACUGUACGUCCUUGCUCUUCCAGACCUCAAUUCGAGUGCUCAUUUGGUUGUUAGGUUUGCUAUACUUUAGUUCCUUGCCUUUAGGGAUCUACUUACUGGUAUCUAAGAAAGUCACCCUGGGGGUUGUCUUCGUCAGCCUUGUUCCUUCGAGCCUUGUUAUUCUCAUGGUUUAUGGCUUUUGCCAAUGUGUAUGCCAUGAGUUUCUGGACUGCAUGUCUUCUUGAUAACAAAUAUAGUCAAAUAAGAUACUGCCAUGUUUGUAGCAUAAUUUAUCUUCCCUAUUGUAUUCUUAUUUAUUAUUAUUAUUCAUCACACUAAACAGAAGCAGUAGCCACAA